AUGAAUUCUCCAUAAAACUUAGACUAAACAAGGGAAGAGAAGAAGGAGAUCUUAUUUGAAAAUUUAGAUGUAAAAAGCUUUGAAUGGAGACCAUACAAAUGUUUUAUAAUGCUAUAUUUAUUCAAUGCCACAAUUGCAUUGCCGGUUUUUACCUUUAAAUUGUUUUAUUUAUACGUUGGAUAAAUUGUAAAAAGCAUCAGAUUCCUAAGAAUAAUUCAAGUAUUUAUUGAAUACAAUUUGUUUUAGUGUUUGAAAGCUAUAAUCUUCUUUGUUUGCGACCUUGCUAUGAUGUUAUCAAUUUUAAUGAUGUAUCUUCUUGUUGGAUUAAGAUAUAAAUAUACAAUAAAUUAUGAAGAUUGGGCAAUUUCUUGCUUAAUAUUUCUGUAAUCUCAAAUUUUAAUGUCCUCAUAUGUUUUAACAAUAUCAAUUGACAGGAAAGAAUUGGACUGUGAUUUUCUAGUUUCGGAGGCAAAUAUGAGUAAGUUAGGUCUUGGAAGAUUGUAUUAAAAAUUAUUGCAUUAAAAUCUUUCGCCAUAAAAAAAGGAAGAGUUAAAACAGGAAAAUUUAUAUAAAUAGAUUAGAGUUGCUAUGGAAACAGAAAAUAUUGAUAGCACCCUUUAUUAUAUCGCUCUUGAAUCAGAUCCUGGCAUUUGCACUAUAGAUGAUAUAAUAUCGUUGAAUGAUCAUUCGAUAAUACAAUUAAUUGAGAAAGCUAGUAAAAUAUUAUCCAAUUAACAUGAUAUUCCACUUGAGAAAAAGUAAUUUGAAUAACCAAUUAAUAAAUUGAAAAUCUUAAAAGAAUUAAGAGCUUUAGGUUUCAGAGGCUACAGACAUGCAAUAGAUAAUUUCCUUUGGCCUCAUUACGAUUACAUAAAAGUUAAAUAAGAAAAAGAUCCAGCAUCUAUUCUCUUAAUAUAUUUAAUAGUAUUAAUGGCGAAGGGAAGCUUUCCCCUUUUUCUGUUAUUAUCAGCAGAAAAUGUUCUAGAUAUUGAAUUCGCCUUUUUUGUAUGUUUCUUAGGAAUGUAUUUAAACAUGAUAAUACUGCUCAUUGAUUUAAUCAAAUGUAAUGAUAUUAAAGGAAAAAGAUAUAUACUUAAUGUAUUGCAGACCAUGAUCAUUCCAAAUAAAGCUCAAGAUCAGUUGGAAGAUGAAAAUGAUAGUGGAAAAGAUGAAAUCCCAGAUGAUUUGCCUUACAAUUCAGAUUUUAAAUUAGAUUUUAGCUGUAAUUUGAGUUUAGAGUCUUGGGAUAAUAUGAGAAGAUUAACUCUAUUAAUAGAUAACGAUUGGAUGGACUAUAAUGAAGCAUAAAUAGCUUUUGUUUUUCUUUACUUUAUAUACUUGUACAUGAAUUUGUCAUCUGUAUUUCUAGACUUUGAUUUGAUUCCAAUAUUGCAUUAAUUCUUUUAAGAUCCAAUUUUACAAUGGAACAUGAUUGUGGAUUUUACUUGUCUAGCUAUAUUGUUCUUAAAUAGAGUAUAUUAAGGCACUUUUUAUAAUAAGACCUUUGAAAAUAUUAUUGAAUCAAUCAAAAAACUAGAAACUGUUUAUGAUGAUAAAAAAGCCUUAUUUGAUUUCUAUUUUAGUAGCAAUUUGAUGGAAAAUAUCUAAAAUGAAACAUACAGAAAAAUAACAUAAAAAAUUUAUUGCUCUUCUUGUGAUAAGGUUAUUUAUGCACUCGCAUCUAAAGGUGUUUAACAAACUCCGCUUUAGGAAUUUCUGAUGCUUGCAAAAUCAUAAGCAAAGUAAAGAGUAUUUUAAUUGUGUGCCACAAUGAAGAAAGUGAAAGAUUAAAUUGAAUUUGAUAAUGAUAAUUACAGCCAUAAGAUGCUCGGAAUCUACAGAUCAAAUAUUUGGACAGUUCUCUCAACUUUUGGAUUUUUAGGAUACAUUUUUUUUCGUGGAAAAAUUAAGGGAUAUCUUAAUAAGCAUAAAGCUAAACAACUCUGA
Molecule: messenger RNA, 1947 nt
Organism: Paramecium tetraurelia
Lineage: Eukaryota; Ciliophora; Oligohymenophorea; Peniculida; Parameciidae
Exons: 2
Source: RefSeq, a predicted model, not a curated record